UAAUUAGUAAUUAAUAUUUAAAGGACCAAGGCAAUAGCUGAAGACGAAGAAGACCGCUAUCAUCAUAUCGAAACAGCACACUAGUUGGAUAAGGAGAGGCUUAAGGGCGGUUCUUCCUAUCGUCGCGCCUCCCUACCACAACCCCUCUCUCCCUUCCGUGGAACGUUAUGGCUUCACAACAACAAACUGUUCGUGAGUGGUCUGGAAUCAAUACAUUCGCUCCUGCUACUCAGACUAAGUUGCUUGAACUCUUGGGACAACUUAAACAAGAGGAUGUGAACUCCUUGACUAUACUUGUGAUGGGAAAAGGUGGCGUUGGGAAGUCUUCAACUGUGAACUCCAUUAUUGGGGAAAGGGUGGUUUCAAUUAGUCCCUUUCAGUCUGAAGGGCCAAGACCUGUUAUGGUGUCACGAUCAAGGGCAGGUUUUACAUUGAACAUUAUCGAUACUCCUGGUCUUAUUGAAGGGGGAUACAUCAAUGAUAUGGCGCUUAAUAUAAUAAAAAGUUUCCUUCUGGACAAGACCAUAGAUGUUCUGCUUUAUGUGGACCGCUUAGAUGCGUAUCGAGUAGACAACUUGGAUAAGUUAGUCGCCAAAGCUAUAACUGACAGUUUUGGCAAAGGAAUAUGGAAGAAGGCUAUAGUAGCACUCACACAUGCCCAAUUCUCUCCUCCAGAUGGAUUGCCUUAUGAUGAAUUCUUCUCAAAAAGAUCCGAGGCUCUCUUGCAAGUUGUAAGAUCAGGUGCCUCCUUAAAGAAGGAUGCUCAGGCUUCUGAGAUUCCUGUUGUUUUGAUCGAGAAUAGCGGGAGAUGCAACAAAAAUGACAGUGAUGAAAAGGUUCUUCCAAAUGGGAUUGCUUGGAUUCCUCAUCUAGUCCAAACAAUCACUGAAGUUGCAUUGAACAAAAGUGAAUCUAUUUUUGUUGACAAAAAAUUGAUUGAUGGACCGAAUCCAAAUCAGCGAGGAAAAUUAUGGAUUCCUCUCUUAUUUGCUCUACAAUACUUCUUUCUCAUGAAGCCAAUAGAAGGACUAAUCAGGAACGACCUUGCUAAUGAAAAAAAACCAGCAUGGGAGACUCGUGAUACGGGUGCAGGUGUUCGGAAGUAUUAGCUCCAAUUGCUGACACAUCUUUCCUUUGUGUGUAUCUGUUCUAUUAUCGGAUUUAGUUGUUUUCAUGCGAUUCAGUUUGAGGCAUAGGAAUUUGUUUGGAAUUUUGAGAUUGAUUUGUGUUGUGAGAAGUUGUUGCGUAUGCUUUUGCAUAGUCCAGUUUAAUAGAAUUUGAUGUAGCCACUACCAUUUAUUUAGUCCUUUAACAAUUUCUGUAGCUCCAUAAAUUCUUCAAUAUCACGAAAUAUUGAUGACUA
Messenger RNA from Vicia villosa (hairy vetch), 1363 nucleotides. Its product is annotated as translocase of chloroplast 34. The record is from RefSeq and is a predicted model, not a curated record. Bases 168 to 1109 code for a protein of 313 amino acids. Gene Ontology annotation, biological process: intracellular protein transport. Gene Ontology annotation, molecular function: protein-transporting ATPase activity; GTP binding. Gene Ontology annotation, cellular component: chloroplast outer membrane. The transcript has 8 exons. Lineage: Eukaryota; Viridiplantae; Streptophyta; Magnoliopsida; Fabales; Fabaceae.